AUGCUCGACACAAUCAUUGAACUACGCGACGUGGUCAGCAAGCAGCAGAACACGAUUCAAGAAUUGCACCAUCAGCUCCAGGAAUACCAACGUCAAAUGGAAUGCGCCCUAGCGAACACAAAGGCACAGCUAUCAGAGGAGCUGAGGCAAGCUCGAGACCAGAUCGACGUCCUUAUACGCAACCCGGUAUUCACGGCCUCGUCCCAGCCAAGCGCAAGAGCAUCGUACGCCGAAGUCGCUCGCACCCCACCAUCAAGCCAACCAAGCGGGGUGCGCACCCUCUCCUCGUCGAACACGACACCCUCAUCCUUUACCGACACGCUGUUCUGCACCAUCGACACAUCCAGAGUGGAGGAAAACGAAAAGAACAAAGUCCAGGUGGCGGAUGUCAGAAAAGCAAUCGAGGCGGAGGUCCGGACACUGGAGAACAUGGGAGAUUGGCGCUGCGCUGCGGUUGUAAAGGAGGCCCGGAACCCGGAUCGGGUCAAGGUGGUUUGUAGAGACGAAAACGAGACCAGGAUUGUCAAGGAUGCAGCACAAAAGAUCACUGUCCCGGGCGUACGGGUGCUGAGGGAUCAGCUCUACCCAGUGAGGAUCGACAAUGCCAACCGCACAGCGGUCCUCGACGCCGAGGGGAACGUUUUACCAGGGGCAAUGGAAGCCCUUGGUACAGAGAACGACGUCAACAUUGCCAAGAUCGUCUGGCUCAGCAGGAAGGAUACAGGCAAGGCCUACGGCUCUAUGGUCGUCUACGUGACGGAGGGCAGCGAAGCGAGGCGACUUCUAGACGGGCGUUACUUCCAUCUGGCCGGAGAAUCCGCUUACACGACCGUGUUCGCGCCCCGGGAAGGCCCAACCCAGUGCUACAGAUGCCAGGAAAUCGGCCAUAAGGCCUUCGCCUGCAAAAAGCCGCAAAGAUGCGGAAGGUGUGCGGAACAGGGUCACCACCACAAGACGUGUCAGUCCGUGACGCUUAAGAUCCUUCAGCUCAACGUCCGCAAACGGAGAGAAGUGCAGCAGAGUCUGCUAAACGACGAGGGACUCAAGGACUUCGCAGUGCUGGCCAUCUCCGAACCAUAUGCCAGGCUGAUCGAAGGCUCGGUGACGGCGGUCCCAAUGAGUCAUCACAACUGGACGAAGCUGAUACCAACGACAAGACGAGAAGCCACGUGGCCAAUUCGGAGCAUGCUAUGGGUACGAAGCGAUAUAGAGGUCGAGCAGAUUCCAGUGCCGUCGGCAGACCUCACCGCAGCACGCAUCCGGCUCCCAGACCGGGCAGUGCUGACGGUGUCAGUGUUUCGAAACGGAACAGGGACGAGAACGGAUAUCAUACUGGCGGGCGAUUUCAACCGCCACGGCCAGCUUUGGGGAGGGGACGAUGUCUCACCACGGAGACAAGGCGAGGGAGACCGCAUCAUCAACCUCAUGGACGAACACUCCCUCUGCAGCCUCCUCCCAAGAGGCACGAAGACGUGGCAGUCAGGCGACAUUGAGAGCACAAUCGACCUGGUACCGGCCUCUGCAGAACUAGCAGACCAACUACUCAGAUGCACGAUUCACUCCUGCGACCAUGGCUCAGACCACAGAGCAAUCGAGACAGCUUUUGACACCACGGUGGAGGACCGUCCCAGUGAGACGAGGUUCCUCUUCAAGAACGCGCCCUGGACGGAAAUUAGGACUAGGGUGGCAGCACACCUCGAACGCAUCCCCUGGGACGGCAAUGUCCAGCAGCAGACGGACAGGCUCAUGGCAGCGGUAACCGAAGGCGGUCUUACGCCCUGA
Messenger RNA from Chaetomium globosum CBS 148.51, 1782 nucleotides. RefSeq lists its product as uncharacterized. The transcript has 3 exons. NCBI's taxonomy places the organism in Eukaryota, Fungi, Ascomycota, Sordariomycetes, Sordariales, Chaetomiaceae. The record is from RefSeq and is a predicted model, not a curated record. Bases 1 to 1782 code for a protein of 593 amino acids. Gene Ontology annotation, molecular function: zinc ion binding; nucleic acid binding; catalytic activity.